Messenger RNA from Zeugodacus cucurbitae (melon fly), 2317 nucleotides. RefSeq names its product neprilysin-4. Gene Ontology annotation, biological process: protein processing. The transcript has a single exon. NCBI's taxonomy places the organism in Eukaryota, Metazoa, Arthropoda, Insecta, Diptera, Tephritidae. The coding region runs from base 269 to 2215 and encodes 648 amino acids. Gene Ontology annotation, cellular component: plasma membrane. The record is from RefSeq and is a predicted model, not a curated record. Gene Ontology annotation, molecular function: metalloendopeptidase activity.
UCUGAACGAAUUAUUCGCCACACACAAAGUAGUCGCACAGCGGAAACGUGAACGUGUGGUGUAAUUCCAGUAGAAGCAAAUUGAAUAAUUUGAAUGAGAGUUCACUGAAAGAGAUAUAUUAAUUAAAGCAUUAAAGAAAAAACUCUAAAAAUAUAAUUUAAUAAAAAGUACUACAAGAAGUGAGCGUCGAAUGAAAGUCAAAAGUGAGCAGUGCGCCGUUUAACAACUCGAAAAAUUAUAGUAAAAAGUGAGCGUCAGCAACAAGAAAAUGUAUUUAUGCCACGCCUUUGCACUUGCACUACUACUCCUCUUGACGCACCCCUUCUACAAGGGCGUAAACGCCGGCGUCAAUGAGAAUCAAAUUCAGGUGAUCAACAGUUAUGUGGAUGUUUUAGAGACUCCCUGCAACAACUAUUACCGCUACGCAUGUGGCAAUUGGGGUAAAGUGCACUCAAAUGAGAAAUAUACGGAAAUCACCACCUUGAUAGAUCACAAGGUCAACAAGCGUUUGAUCGACUACUUCCAAAACUAUAAGCUGGAAGGCAGCGCUGAAGCCGCCAACGAGACCUACACUGACAAACUCUUUCUCUACUAUCAGACAUGCCGACGUGCGGAUAAACAAUUGAAGCGCUACUUGCAGCUGGUGCGUCCCAGCCUACACUUGGACUGGCAGCUGAUGCUGGAGAUACACGCUCCGAAUGCCACUUGGCCGGCCCAGCGCUUCAACUGGCUGUUCACGUUGGCCAAGUUGCGUCGCUACAACUUCAAGGGCGCCUUCUUCGAGCACAUAGUGGUGCAGAGGCCAAAUGAUGCCAAACGGUUCGUAAUCGAUUUGGACAAACCCACGGACAAGAUGCCGGAAUCGCUAGUGAUUGCAGUAUUGCUCAUGGGGUUGGGGGUAGAGAAACGGCGCGCCAUGGAGGUAGCAACGAAUGUGCAUAAUUUCGAGAAUUCCCUCAAAGUGGUGCGUGAUAUCGAGGAUGACAGAGAACCGCAGAUUAUAUCAUUACAAGAGUUGGAGCGCAUUAUGCCGCUCAUGCCAUGGCGUUUGUACCUACAAAUCGUGCUGAGCUACACACUCCCUGUGGACUAUGAGGUGCAAAUAAGCAAUCGUGAUUAUUUUAUCGUGCUCAGCAAGCUUCUAGAGCAAACCGAUCCGAGCUUGAUCGACAAUUAUAUAAUGGUCAAAUUUGUACUUUUUCUGAUAGCCAAUGGUCCCGAUGCGUUCGGUAAGGUGGAUUGUGCAAGGGAUGUUCGUAUAAAGAUGGAAUUGGGCGUUAAUUUCCUCUACAAGCAGCAAUUCUUGGGCAAAGCAGAUGUCAAGGUCGCCGCCGAUGUUGAGCGCAUAUUCGAGUUGACAAAGCGUGAAUUCGCCGCGAAAUUGAAUAGUAACCGAAUGCAUUUGCAACCAAACCAGCUGGAUUUCCUUCAGCGCAAACUAACCACCAUGCGCUACAACAUCGGCAAUCUACCGGCAAGCGUUAAUGAGCGCUUCGUCGACGAUUAUUAUGCCGACGUGCACAUCAACACCAAUGCGCAUUACAAAAAUCAUCUGGCCUUGCUGAAACUGGCCGCGCGCAAAGAGCACGAUCAGCUGACGGCGCCGCCACCAGACGUCAGCGAUUACUACUAUAACGGCCUUGAUGGCAGCUGCACGCCACUAUUUUUGUUUCGUCGAAAUCUCGUUGUCAUACCUUACGCUUUCCUGCAACCGCCCGCCUAUCAUGUCAACAUGCAUGACAUAUUGAAAAUGGGCAUUUUCGGAUUUGUGUUUACGCACGAGAUUAUGCACGGCUUUGAGUCUAGCGGUGUGCGCUUCGAUUAUACGGGCAAAUUCGCUGCGAUCGGUGACACUAUUCUCAGCAAUGAUCAGUUCAGUGCGUCGCUCACUUGCAUGGAGCAAACCGAAACGGAGAGCAUCGAUGAGCGUAUGGCGGACUUUAUGGCUAUUCGUGUGGCAUACGACACACUCUUUGGCGCCAACUCUAGCAUGAAUACACAACAGCCGAGCUACAGUAACAUAACACCGAAACGUUUGUUCUUCUUAACUGUCGCGCAGUUCUUCUGUGGCAACUUGCGCAGCGAUUUCUACGACCACGAUGCGGACGAUGUGCGCUUGCAGCAGACCCUCAUGCAAUUCGAGCCCUUCGCUGCGGAGUAUGGCUGUAGCAGCGGUGACCCCAUGUACCUGGAGAACAAGUGUCUGCUGUAUUAGGAUGUAUGCUGUAGACAAGUCGAUUGUCUAUUUAGCGUUUCUUAUGUAUUUGAGGUUAAGUUAUUUAUUCACUUUCUGCAAUAAACUCGGUUCUGCUACGUA